Molecule: messenger RNA, 1829 nt
Organism: Lotus japonicus
Lineage: Eukaryota; Viridiplantae; Streptophyta; Magnoliopsida; Fabales; Fabaceae
Exons: 7
Coding region: 395-1324 (309 amino acids)
Source: RefSeq, a predicted model, not a curated record
CACAAAGCUACGUUUAAUCAUAAUUGCCAUCAUUCAAACAUUGAUUUGGAAUUAAGAACAAAAACACAAACUCUUCCAAGUAGAACAAGAAACAAUGGCUUGAUGAUGGUGAUUUGGGGUUCACCCUUGCUGGAUCUGGACAAAAAAGGUUUUCUUUGCUCAUCCUUUUCCUUGUUCUUCAUCUUGUUGGAACUUGGAUGAACAAUGGGAGAGAAAAGUUAUUAUCUUUCUCAGAUUUGGGAUGAGAACGUGAGCAAGUAGAAGAGACGUGAUGGUUUUUUUUUUUUGGGUUUUUUUUUGGAUUGGGUGAGAGAGGGAUUAAGGAGGAAGAUGAGGAAGAAGUUGAAGAACAAAGUGGGAAUUGAGUUUCUGAGUUUUUGGGUUUCUAGGUAGGAUGAGGUUGAAGGGGGGAGAAAUCGAUGGUGGGGUUCUGACUCAGAAUCUCAACACCAACGCUUCCUGUGAAAUACCCCAAGUUUCUGUGUCACCACAAGAACCAAAAAAUAGUGCAGAGAAAGCAGAGCACCAAAACACGAACAUGGGACCUGGUUCAGACGGCGAGACAAAAACAAGGACUAAUUUGAGGAUUAAGCCAUCUGUUUAUUACAGAAUAGAGAUAGUAGUGAAAAUCAAAUCAAAUGAAACAAUGUGUGUGGUAACGAAGAACAGAUACUGGGUUCUGAGGCAUGGCAAGAGUAUUCCCAACGAGCGAGGACUCAUUGUUUCCUCCAUGGAAAAUGGCAUACGCCCUGAAUUCCAAUUGGCCACCGACGGUGUUAGUCAAGCACAACUCGCUGCCAAAUUAUUCCACAAGGAACUAGAGGCUAAUGAUGUACCACUUGCUAAUGUACGCAUUUGCUACUCCCCAUUUUCAAGAACCACCCACACAGCAAAGAUUGUUGCAACUGUCUUGAAUCUUCCUUUUGAAGGCCCCCAAUGUAAGGUCAUCGAAGAUCUUCGAGAACGCUUCUUUGGUCCUUCUUUUGAACUUCUGUCGCAUGAUAAAUAUGAGCAAAUUUGGGAACUAGAUGAAAAAGAUCCACUUGUUGGGCCAGAAGGAGGGGAAAGUGUUAAGGAUGUUGCCUGUAGACUUGCAAGAGCAAUGGCUGUUAUGGAAUCGGAAUUUGAAGGAUGUGCAGUUUUGGUUGUUAGCCAUGGGGAUACCCUACAAAUCUUGCAAACAAUUCUGCAUGCAGCUAAUCAACACAAGGAACCCGCUUAUGAUGACUUAGCAUCAAUACUAAAUGCAGUUCAGGUGGCACCAGUCUUGUCACAACACCGCAAAUAUGCUUUGCUUACCGGAGAGCUUAGGGGAGUCCUUUGAGAUUUUGACUAUUUGAGGCCUAGCAGAAAGGCAACUGUUUUUUGUUGGAAUUGGAUCCCCUAUUGUUGCUAAACUAUUAAACCGGGUUAAUUGUUAAAUUAGUCCCUGAUUUUGUAAGCGAGUUUGGUUUUAGUCUCUCGGCAAGAAAAUGACAUUUAGUGGCAAUAAUUUAUGAAUUACUGGCUGUUUUUUACCGCCACUAAACGUCACUUUUCUGCAAAUGACUAAAAUCAAACUUUCUUACAAAAUCAGAGACUAAUUUGAUCAUUAACCCUAUUAAAGCAACAUGUGUGCAUGUCUAAGAUUUUGAGCAGGCCUCGUACAAAAAAUCACGUGAGAGAACUUUCUGAUUACAUUUGAACAUACUAAACAGCCUGCAAAUUUUUUGGAAUGGGGAUGUAAAUCCAUUUUGGUUGCUCCCGUUCAAUUUAUCGGUUUAUUAUCAUAUCCAAAACUUCAAAAGUAAUUUUCUUAUGGAGAUAAUGAUCCUCUUUCUGUGGAAAAA